This is a messenger RNA of Thalassophryne amazonica, 2732 nucleotides long. RefSeq names its product signaling receptor and transporter of retinol STRA6 (gene stra6). Gene Ontology annotation, biological process: vitamin A import into cell. The coding region runs from base 403 to 2394 and encodes 663 amino acids. The transcript has 18 exons. The record is from RefSeq and is a predicted model, not a curated record. Gene Ontology annotation, cellular component: plasma membrane. Gene Ontology annotation, molecular function: signaling receptor activity; retinol transmembrane transporter activity. Lineage: Eukaryota; Metazoa; Chordata; Actinopteri; Batrachoidiformes; Batrachoididae.
AUGUACUGAGUGAACCUUUGGAAACGAGUGCAUGGUCAAAACACUUAGAAGAUACAGUCACCGGAAAUUUGUCAAAACCAAAUGCCACACAAAAGUAACAGUCUCCCAGUGUGGUGGCAGUCCUGAGCUGAAAGAAGGCCUUUGCAGAGCGGAGCCAGCACACUGCAGUCACAUCUCUCAACUCCACAGUGAGGGCAGGACACCCUGAUAAAGCCUGAGAAGGACAGAAACAGUGCAUGAGAGGGAGAAGACCAAACACAAGAAAACAAAGACGCUACAGCAGCAGCAGGAAGUUUUGAAUGAGGAAACACAUUUUCCCUUGAAGAACAGUGCAUUUCUAGAUCGUGUCAGAACACUUAAAGUACUCCCAAAUAUUUUUCAACUUGAAAAAGAAACUGCACAAUGGAUGAAGAUGCUCUGUUGGACUAUGAGUACCCAGAUGUGAAUGCGCCGGCCAAACCUGAAGCAGAAAUAAUCCCACCAUGUGAUCCUACUGCAGAUGACAGCGUCUACCAUAUAUGCAUCACUGCAAUAUCUGUUAUUGUCAUGCUGAUCCUCGCGGUCUUAGCCAAACGCUCAAAGGUGGACGUCAGACAGAAAGGACUCCUAAGUCUACUCAGUCCGGUCAACUUCCUGGACCAUACACAGCACAAGGGCCUGGCAGUCGCUGUGUUUGGAGUGCUCUUCUGCAAACUAUGGAGCAUGGUGGUCUCCCCAAACCCCCUCCCCUUCUCUACAGACUCAAAGAACAAACAGAGCUGGAUGAUCCUGGGAGUGUUCUACUACCCUGCACUGCACUACCCUCUCCUGGCAUGUGGGACAUUACAUAAUAAAGUUGGUUAUGUACUUGGCAGUCUUUUGUCGUGGACACAUUUUGGUGUCCUCGUUUGGCAGAAAAUUGACUGCCCCAAAACACCUCUGAUACACAAACACUAUGCUCUUUUCUCCAGCCUGCCUCAGGUAGCUUGCUUGGCAUUUCUUAGUUUUCAGUAUCCACUUCUCCUAUUCAAAGGCUUCAAGGGCACUAAAAAGAACAAUGCAGCUGAGGAUCUUAGCAGCAGCUACUACCAAGAAUAUGUAAAGAAAAUAUUCCAGAAGGAACCCGCCAAAAUCAGCAAAUCAAUCGCAGAUACACCUAGACUCCAUCAAAGAAUUAUUAAUGCUGUGAAGUCAUACAUUUAUACACCAGAAGAAGCUUUUCGCUUUCCACUGAAGUUGGCUAUAUCUGCUGUGGUGUCUAUUAUAUCCUUGUAUCAGAUGGGACUGCUUCUGAUUAUGUUGGUGAUGCCAUUAAUGCAAACUGCCCGUUUAGGAGUUGAUGAAGAUUUUGCCAAUGUUUUAGCUGGCUUCAGGAUUGAGCUGUCUAAAGACAAACAAGAAGUGGUCAGAAUAGUCGUCUAUUACAUAUGGAGUACAGAAGUGUGCUACACCUCAGCGAUGACGCUGUCUUGUUUGAUCAACCUAGUGAUGCUUAUGCGGUCCAUGGUUCUGCAUAGGUCAAACCUUAAGGGACUCUACAGAGGAGAUGUUUAUAAUGUCUACAAUUGCAAGCGGCGUAUCAGGGUUUCUCGGGCAUCACUGGUCUGCUGGAUGGGAUACACCAGCUUUUCUGCAGCUCAUCUGUGCUUUAGCAUGAUCAUCCAGACGAUGGUAUUCUUCCUCUGCCUUCUCAUUGCUGUCUUUCUCGUUAUCAUACCUGUUGUGUACACACGGAAUCUGAUACUCCUUCAGAUGCUGUGGAGCAUGUGGCCCUUCUGGCUGAUGAUUCUCGUAACUGUGCUGAUCCAACAUAUUACCGCCAGGUUUUGCUUCAUCAAAAAAACAGCAGGAACACACGAUCUGAACAACAGGGGUGUUCUGUUCCUGCUCACAUACCUGCUGUUUCCAGUUAAUGUUCUGACCGGGAUGGUCGUGGCACUGUGGCGCAUGAUCAUCACAGCUUUGUUCAACAUUGUCCACAUGGCACGAAUGGAUAUCAGUCUCCUGAACCGUAAUGUAGAAGCAUUUGACCCGGCCUACCGCUGCUACGCUCAUUAUUUGAAGAUUGAGGUGAGCCAGUCUCACCCUGUGAUGAAGGCCUUCUGCGGGAUGCUGCUGCAGUCCGUGGGCCAGGAAAGCAAUGCUGCACAGAGUGCACGGGACAUCGAAGAGGGAAUCCAGCUGGUGCAACAGGAGAAGAAACAGCACAAAGUGUCCAGUGCCAAGCGAGUCUGCAGGCACUGGCAUCUCCUCUACACCCUGGUCAACAACCCCUCCCUGGUGGGCACCAGGAAGCACUUCCAGUGUCACUCUGCAGACAGCUUUCUGAAUGGAAGCCUCAACCGCAGCACGAAAGAAAGGCACACGAAGGAUGCAGGAGCAGAGGAUGAUGCAGAGGCCUCGACCAGCAAGUGAUUGUCAAUGUCACCAAUUAGGAUGGCUUGUAAAGCCUCUUGUUUUUGGAUAAAUAGUAAUAUGUCAUGUGUAAUUUGUUUGUUCCUAGAGUAGAUCUGUUUUUUUUUUUUUUUUUUUUUUUUUUUUUAGUGUUUCAUAGACAAAGAUGUUCCUGGUUGUCUGCAAGCUUGUGAAGCACCGACUUCACCCAUUUACACGUUUAUCUGGUUACUUUGCUACAACAGGCAUUUGUGUUACACUUGUGGGUAAAUCAUUUAAUAUUCCAAAAUUGUAUCUACAAGCUUGUAUUUACAAUUGCUAUUACUAUACUAUUUAAUAAACACAAUGAAACAUCCUUA